AUGGAAGACCCUGUUGUGGAUACAGUAGUCAUACCAGAACCAGAACCUGAGCCGGAGGAACCAGAACCUGAACCAGAACCUGAGCCGGAGGAACCAGAACCUGAACCAGAACCUGAGCCAGAGCCAGAGCCAGAUCCCGAGCCGGAACCAGAGCCGGAACCAGAGCCAGAGCCAGAGCCAGAACCAGAACCAGAACCAGAACCAGAUCCAGAUCCAGAUCCAGAUCCAAAACCAGAGCCAGAACCAGAACCAGAACCAGAGCCAGAUCCCGAGCCGGAGGAACCAGAUCCUGAGCCGGAGGAACCAGAUCCUGAGCCGGAGGAACCAGAUCCUGAGCCGGAGGAACCAGAUCCAGAUCCUGAUCCAGAGCCAGAGCCAGAUCCCAAGCCAGAUCCUGAUCCUGAUCCUGAUCCAGAGCCAGAGCCAGAGCCAGAUCCUGAGCCAGAGCCAGAGCCAGAGCCAGAACCUGAGCCGGAACCAGAGCCGGAACCAGAGCCAGAUCCUGAUCCAGAGCCAGAGCCAGAGCCAGAGCCAGAGCCAGAUCCUGAGCCAGAGCCAGAUCCUGAGCCGGAGCCUGAGCCUGAUCCUGUACUUGUAUUAUUGUUUGCAUUUGUAGUCGUUGUUCCACCAGCUUCUCCAUUGGUAGUUGACGAGGAAAGAGGGUGA
Messenger RNA from Lizanozyma spartinae, 666 nucleotides. RefSeq lists its product as uncharacterized. The transcript has a single exon. The record is from RefSeq and is a predicted model, not a curated record. The coding region runs from base 1 to 666 and encodes 221 amino acids. Lineage: Eukaryota; Fungi; Ascomycota; Pichiomycetes; Serinales; Debaryomycetaceae.